This is a messenger RNA of Orycteropus afer afer, 2460 nucleotides long. RefSeq names its product ERCC excision repair 4, endonuclease catalytic subunit (gene ERCC4). The transcript is spliced from 11 exons. NCBI's taxonomy places the organism in Eukaryota, Metazoa, Chordata, Mammalia, Tubulidentata, Orycteropodidae. Bases 1 to 2460 code for a protein of 819 amino acids. Gene Ontology annotation, molecular function: damaged DNA binding; single-stranded DNA endonuclease activity; single-stranded DNA binding. Gene Ontology annotation, biological process: double-strand break repair via homologous recombination; resolution of meiotic recombination intermediates; nucleotide-excision repair involved in interstrand cross-link repair. Gene Ontology annotation, cellular component: nucleotide-excision repair factor 1 complex. The record is from RefSeq and is a predicted model, not a curated record.
AUGGAGUCGGGAGUGCCGGCCGGAAAAACAGCAAUGGCUCCGCUGCUAGAGUAUGAGCGGCAGCUGGUGCUGGAACUGCUCGACGCGGACGGGCUGGUGGUGUGCGCCCGCGGGCUCGGCGCGGACCGGCUCUUGUACCACUUCCUUCGGCUGCACUGCCACCCAGCGUGCCUAGUGCUGGUGCUCAACACGCAGCCCGCCGAGGAGGUGCGGCCGCCGGCGGCGCCGACUGAGGGGACUGCGGGAGCGUUGGGGGCGGAUCAGGUCCUGGCGCGGCGGAUACGGUUUGUAGGCUGCAAACGCAUCUUGGUGUACAGAUCUCACAGAAUAAUUGAGUCCUGUCAAGAAGCAUUCAUCUUGCGUCUCUUUCGCCAGAAAAACAAACGUGGUUUCAUUAAAGCUUUCACAGAUAAUGCAAUUGCCUUUGAUACCGGCUUUUGUCAUGUGGAAAGAGUGAUGAGAAAUCUUUUCGUAAGGAAGCUCUAUCUGUGGCCAAGGAGAACAAUCCGCCACUACUUAGAUCCUUUGUGGCACCAGCUUGGAGCCAAAACUAAAUCCUUGGUUCAGGACUUGAAGAUCCUACGAACUUUGCUGCAAUAUCUCUCUCAAUAUGAUUGUGUCACAUUUCUUAAUCUUCUGGAAUCUUUGAGAGCAACUGAGAAGGCUUUUGGUCAGAAUUCAGGUUGGCUGUUUCUUGACUCCAGUACCUCAAUGUUUCUAAAUGCUCGAUCAAGGGUUUAUCAUGUUCCAGAUGCCAAAAUGAAUAAAAAAACUAAAAUGUCUGAGAAAACAGAGAUUAAAGAAGGGCAAGAAGCAAAAAAGGAACUGGUUCUCGAAAGCAACCCUAAGUGGGAAGCCCUCACCGAAGUACUGAAAGAAAUUGAGGCAGAAAAUAAGGAGAGUGAAGCCCUUGGUGGUCCAGGUCAAGUACUGAUCUGUGCAAGUGAUGACCGAACGUGUUCCCAGCUGAGAGAGUACAUCACGGCUGGAGCCGAGGCCUUCUUACUGAGACUCUACAGGAAAACCUUUGAGGAGGACGGCAAAGCCGAAGAGGCGUGGCUGAAAUUUAGAAAGGAGGGCAACUCAAAGAGGGCCAAGAAGUCUAACAAAAGACCCAAAGACCCCCAAAACAAAGAAAAGGUUUCUCCCAAAGAAAGGACUCUCAAAAGGAAGAAACGAAGGUUGACUUUAACUCAGAUGAUGGGAAAAUCGGAAGAACUUGAAGCCAAAGGGCAGGUUGAAGAAGGCUAUCCGAGAGAAAUAAGUGGCAGCCAAGAAAGUGGUUUAGAAGAAAUGAAGCACGAGGAAUUUGAUUUAAACUUGUCAUCCGAUGCUGCGUACGGAAUCCUAAAAGAACCCCUCAUCAUCAUCCAUCCGCUUCUAGGUUGUAGUGACCCCUAUGCCCUGACAAGGGUACUCCAUGAAGUGGAGCCAAGAUAUGUUGUAUUGUAUGAUGCUGAGCUAACGUUUGUUCGUCAGCUUGAAAUAUAUAGGGCAAGUAGGCCCGGGAAACCUCUGAGGGUUUAUUUUCUCAUAUAUGGAGGUUCGACUGAGGAGCAACGUUAUCUGACUGCUUUGCGGAAAGAAAAGGAAGCUUUUGAAAAACUCAUAAGGGAAAAGGCUAGCAUGGUCAUCCCUGAAGAGAGAGAAGGCAGAGAUGAAACCAACCAAGACUUAGCAAGAGGCAGCACGUCAGCCAAUGUCCCCGCCAACACUCGGAAAGCAGGUGGCCAGGAACAGAGUGAUACACAGCAAAGUAUAGUUGUAGACAUGCGUGAGUUUCGAAGUGAACUGCCUUCUCUGAUCCAUCGCCGGGGUAUUGACAUUGAACCAGUGACCUUGGAGGUUGGUGAUUACAUUCUGACUCCAGAAAUGUGCGUGGAGCGCAAGAGCAUCAGUGAUUUGAUUGGCUCCUUGAAUAACGGCCGCCUCUAUAGCCAGUGCAUCUCCAUGUCCCGCUAUUACAAGCGACCAGUGCUCCUGAUCGAGUUUGACCCCAGUAAGCCUUUCUCUCUCGUGUCCCGAGGUGCCUUCCAUCAGGAGAUCUCCAGCAGUGACAUCAGUUCUAAACUCACGCUUCUGACCCUGCACUUCCCCAGGCUCCGGAUCCUUUGGUGCCCCUCCCCUCACGCGACUGCAGAGCUGUUUGAGGAGCUGAAACAGAAUAAGCCACAGCCUGAUGCAGCGGCAGCCAUGGCUGUCACAGCAGAUUCCGAGACCCUCCCCGAGUCAGAGAAGUAUAGCCCCGGCCCCCAGGACUUCUUGCUGAAAAUGCCAGGGGUGAAUGCCAAAAACUGCCGCUCCUUGAUGCAUCACGUUAAAAACAUAGCAGAAUUAGCAACCUUAUCACAAGACAAACUCACAAGUAUUCUGGGGAAUGCUGCAAAUGCUAAGCAGCUUCAUGACUUCAUUCACACCUCAUAUGCAGAAGUUAUCUCUAAAGAGAAGAUGAAAAAAUGA